AUGGCUGGUUAUUUACCAGCUUGUGUUAUCGACAAUGGGACCGGAUACACGAAAUUGGGUUACGCCGGUAACUGCGAACCCCAGUUCAUCAUACCUUCAGCAAUAGCCGUUAAGGACAAAGUGUCAAGUUCGAAUGCUGCUGCUCUUCGUUGGAACACCUCGACAGGAGGUCGAAUAGAUGAUCUUGAUUUUUUCAUCGGCGAUGAGGCGCUAUCUCCUGGUGCUGCAAAUUAUUCCGCUAAGUAUCCAAUCCGUCAUGGUAUCGUAGAGGAUUGGGAUUUAAUGGAGCGGUUUUGGGAACAAUGCAUUUUCAAGUAUUUGAGGGCUGAGCCCGAAGAUCACUUCUUUCUGUUGACCGAGCCUCCCCUUAAUACCCCAGAAAAUCGCGAAUAUACAGCAGAAAUAAUGUUUGAAUCCUUUAAUGUGCCAGGUCUUUACAUUGCUGUGCAAGCUGUACUUGCUCUAGCUGCAAGUUGGCCGUCACGUCAGGGCAAAGGACGUCCACUCACUGGAUUGGUUGUGGAUUCUGGGGAUGGUGUAACUCACUGCAUACCAGUCGCUGAGGGCUACGUCAUCGGAUCCUGCAUCAAACACAUUCCGAUCGCUGGAAGAGAUAUUACAUACUUUAUCCAGCAAAUUUUGAGAGAUAGGGAACCAUCCAUCCCUUCAGACCAAUCUUAUGAAGUUGCAAAGGCGAUAAAGGAAAGACAUUGCUACGUUUGUCCGGACAUUCUAAAAGAGUUCAUAAAAUAUGAUACCGAUGGUGCGAAAUGGUUGAAAACUUAUCACGGCAUUAACAAUAUUACAAAGAAGGAAUUCGUUGUUGAUGUUGGGUACGAGCGCUUUCUCGGCCCUGAAAUUUUCUUUCAUCCUGAGUUUGCCAAUUCCGACUUUACAACUCCGAUUUCUGAGAUCAUUGACACAGUCAUCCAGCAAUGCCCGAUAGAUGUCCGUAGAGGCUUAUACGAAAAUAUUGUUCUUUCUGGAGGAUCCACAAUGUUCAAGGGGAAUGGUAUAUUGCAGGAUUUCGCUCGUAGGCUUCACCGAGAUAUCAAACGUAUCAGCGAAAACAGGCUUGCGGCAAGCGAAGCAUUAAGUGGUGGCCAACUAAAGCCGAAACCGAUCGAAGUUCAAGUGAUAUCUCACAAAAUGCAGCGAUAUGCGGUGUGGUUUGGAGGUUCGAUGUUGGCAUCAACGCCUGAAUUUUACAAAGUGUCACACACAAAGGAGGAGUAUAUGGAGAAAGAAAUGGAUCUUCAAAUAGUGAAUUAUGCAAAGGAGGAAUAUAUCGAAACUAGUUCGGGUAACAAGAUAUGUAAGACUCACUCGAGCAAGGACAGCACUAUCUGUGGAACACAAAACAUUAUUCUAAAUGGAAAGAACAUCAUUCAAAGAGAUGUGACCAUUCGAGGUGAUCUGGCUGCAAUUCGAAGUGGGAGAUUUUGUAUCAUAUGUAGUGGGACACUAAUCCGACCGAGCUCGAAGAAGUUCAGCAAAGGUGUGACGCUGUUCCCUGUUCACAUUGGGGAUCACGUUAUGAUUGAAGAGGAUUGUGUCAUAAGUGCUGCUCAAAUAUGUUCGUUCGUACACAUCGGCGCCGGAUCCGUGAUUGGGGGGAGCGCAGUGCUGAAGGAAUGCUGCAGAGUACUUCCUGGCAGUGUCGUUGCAGCAGAUUCUGUUUUUCCACCCUAUAGUACCAUUGCUGGUAACCCAGAGUUCCCACCGUUAUUUGGCUUUAUCGAGUUUAAGACUUUAUAUUUUCUAUCAAGCCCAUAUUUGCUAGUUAGCGCGAUGACGCUACUUGUAUACUUCGUCGUAGCAGUACAGAUUAUGGUUACGUCACCUAUUUCAGCACGUAUAAUCGGUCAGGAACCUGAAUGCACUGAAGACUUGAUGACAGAAGCAACGAAACAGUACUACGACAAUUUCCUGCCCUACAAUCUUCCAAAACCCUCUUUCGCUUAA
Angiostrongylus costaricensis is the source of this 1965-nucleotide messenger RNA. The record is from the annotation of a GenBank genome assembly. NCBI's taxonomy places the organism in Eukaryota, Metazoa, Nematoda, Chromadorea, Rhabditida, Metastrongylidae.